AUGCCACGCGCCGCCCGCCACCUGGCCGAGGCCGCUGUAUAUGCAUUGUUAUUUGUGUCUGCCGUGUUUGGUGAAGAGGGAGAGGUGAAUCAAAUACAGAGACAGCACUGGGAGAUUUACUUUGUGUGGGUUAAUUGUUGCUCUCAGUGGCUCUCAAAUGCAGUGGGGCUUAAAAACGAUGUUGUGAAAAUUAACAGGAUUACUACAUUAUCAACAGGAGAGACUCUUGAGAACCAGGCUAAUCAUCCCUGUGGGUGGCCUUGGAAAACAGCCGUGGUGAGAGCAGAGCGUUUCAGAAUACAAGCCUUUGCUGCGCCGUGUCCCGCGUGCAUCGAUGCCUCUGGGUUGGUGACCUCUGGCACCUCCCUCAUCCCGAGCCAAGCUGGGGACAUCCCGCUGCAGGUGGAGGCUCCGCUGCAGCUGGACUGUGGUGUGGAGGGACUCUACCGCCACUGUUACUGGGAGACCCAUGACGGCCGCCUCUUCCAGGUGGAGGACGUACACGCAGGCCGGCACGCGGGCCUCGGAGCGCCGCACAAUCUCACCCACAACCAGUGCGGCAUUGUGGUGGAAAACAGCAGCGCUGCGGACGCCGGGAAAUGGUCCUGCCACGUACUGCUGGAAGGAGAGGCGCUAAAGGGCGUGAGGACGGUUACUAGAGCGUGCACGCCGCCCUUUGAGUCUGUGGGCACCAGAUGUUUCUACUUCAGUGAGCUGAUCACCAAGGACUGGGCAGCAGCCCGCACCUUCUGUAAGAGUCUGUCCCCGACGGCUGACCUCGCCGUGCUGGACGAGUGUCACCUCUUCCAGCAAGUAUGGGGCCACGUCCUCGUUAACUAUGACCCAAGUGUUCACUGGAUUGGAGCCACUGACGAACAUGUAGAUGGAGAGUUCUACUGGGUGGAUGGAACCUCCAUGGCUCUGGGGUCCCCCUUCUGGUAUCCCAACUACCCUAGAGAAGAGCACUGCGUGGCGAUGUCCACCCCUUAUGGUUACUACGCGGACCAAAACUGCAACACACAGUAUCACUUUCUGUGCCAGAUGCUGUGAGGCUGGGUUGAGAUACGGAAGAGCAAUAUAACUUGAACCAUUA
Messenger RNA from Scylla paramamosain (green mud crab), 1093 nucleotides. RefSeq lists its product as uncharacterized. The transcript is spliced from 9 exons. Bases 1 to 1050 code for a protein of 349 amino acids. Gene Ontology annotation, biological process: biological process involved in interspecies interaction between organisms. Gene Ontology annotation, molecular function: fucose binding; D-mannose binding. The record is from RefSeq and is a predicted model, not a curated record. Lineage: Eukaryota; Metazoa; Arthropoda; Malacostraca; Decapoda; Portunidae. Gene Ontology annotation, cellular component: external side of plasma membrane.